Messenger RNA from Xenia sp. Carnegie-2017, 1430 nucleotides. RefSeq lists its product as uncharacterized. The transcript has 4 exons. NCBI's taxonomy places the organism in Eukaryota, Metazoa, Cnidaria, Anthozoa, Malacalcyonacea, Xeniidae. The record is from RefSeq and is a predicted model, not a curated record. Bases 296 to 913 code for a protein of 205 amino acids.
GAAAGUUUUGCUUUUGCGACGUAAAGGAAUAGAAAACUAACAUUAAUUAUUUCAAAGUAGCUUUUAUUGAGACAAACUCAUUUCCUUCUAAUAAGCUUAACAUAUCUAUGCUUAAACUAUUGAGCAAUUACAGCAUUUUACGUGGGAAAGCGCCUGCGAUCAUAAAGACAUAUAACUUACAUCAGUUAUAAGUACAUUAUAGUACUACCACUCUGUACUAAUGGUACUAGUACAGUAUCAAAUCAUCGAUUGAGGUUUAAUUUUAAAAAAAUUUGACCAUAUUUUGAGAAAAACGAUGUUUUUAAGAUGUAGUCGUUUGCUGCAAUUUACUUCUACUGUACAUACUGGAUUAGUGGAAUUUUGUUUCAGAGGAUGUUCAUGUAUGCACAGAUUACAGCCUACAAAUUUGAUCCUCAAUUGUCAAAGAGCAUUUUCUGACUAUAAAGAGCAGCAGCAAGUAAGUGAUGAAGUGGCAAGACUUUUGCAAAUGUCCAAACCAACUUUUGUGAAUGGUCGAUAUGUUAAAGCAAAAAUCAGUGCAAGAAAAUUGGCUAAUUUAAGAAAAAAAUAUAUUGCCGACGGGUAUUUUUGGCCUGAAAAGCCACUUCGAGACAAAUCAUUAGAUUUUACCAACAGAGGAUCAAAAAAAGAAAAAGCAAAAGAGGAAAGGCAAAAGUUGAUUGAAGAAAAUAUGAAGAAAAUGCCCGAAAUCAUUGCACAAUAUAGAGCAAGAAUGAAGGAGCUUUGUGAAAAAAAAAGAGAGUUGAAAGAGAAGCAGAGGGAAAAACAAUUUGAAGCUCAACGUAUGGGUUAUCAUCCGAAAGAUCCCAGGGGAAUGCAGAAACUUCUGCAAGCUGAGGCAAUGGAGGCUAAGAAAAAGAAACGAAUGCAAAAGAAAUCUGGGAGUCAUUAAAACCAUGUUUUUAAAAUAACACAUAUAGCAAAAAUGUCUGGUGGCAACCUUGAGAAAAUUUGAUGAAUAGUAGUUGGUAAACAGCAACAAGCAGGUUGAAUGAGCACUAUGUCAUGUUUGGCAUUGCUAGUGGUUGUCUAAUUCAAAGAAUAAUUUCACCCAACACUGUAAAAAAUUGCACACAAUUUUCCAUUUUGAUGCUCUGUAAUGGCAUAUCCAUUAAAUGUCUCUGCACUUUGCUAUAACUGAUUUCAUAUUAAUUUAGCAAUUAUUGAAUAUUGUAUGAAAAAACAAUUUAGUUUGCAAUAAAUGUUGGACAGUUAAAUUACUAGUAUCAUGAGUAUUUAUUGUUGAUAAUAUAAACGUUAUUAAUAACUUUUUCCAGCUGGCAAUUGUAGAAAAUAUCACAACAAAUGUCAGAAUCAUAGUUUACAACUUUCAUAGAUGAUGAUGUAACUAAAAGGUCCUUUUAAAAUAUCAUAAUUUAAUUAAAUACUUUUUGAAAUGUUGCUUUAAA